UUAUUUUUCAGAUUUUGAUAAAAUGGAAAUGCCUGCCGCUCCUUCAAAUGCUAAUUUACAUCAUGAUGUAUCAACUAAUGGAUUCACGUUUCGUAAAAGAAAUGAAAGAGUCGAUUGGAAAAAAUUAGCUUCAAUAGAUAUUGGAAAACUAUCACAAAGUCUUGAUUUUCAUUGUCUGCAAGAUAAUAUUGUCCAUGUUACAUUUUGUGAUAUUGAACAUGAAGUUGAUAGAAACUCUGUGGAUCCCAAUUACAUCAAAUUAUAUAAGCUAGCACAGUUAAUUAUUGAAUAUUUAUUGCAUUCUCAAGAAUAUUUAGCAAAUGUAAUCCAAAAUUUGGAAGAAAAGUUAAAACAAACUUUAGGCAGUUUAGAAGAAGAAAAAAUUGCUCGAUCAAAAGAUCAAAAGUAUAUAAAUGAUUUAAAGAAAGAAAACAAAAAACGAAAACGACAGUUAGCAGCCCAACAACAAUACUUUGAAUCAUUAAAUAAACAAUAUUCCCAGUGCUCUCAUUGUCCAAAAACUUUUAUUGGCCCAUCAUUUCUUCAAAGUCACAUUUUAAGGAGACAUCCAGAAUUUGCAGAUAAAAUACCCCAUGAGAAUAUUGAAUCUAAAGAAAAUACAAAUGUACUUAUAGCAUUAGGUAAACAGUUAGAAGAUAUCAAAGAAAAAUUUACAAAAAGUUCUCUAGGAAAUUUUACAGGAGAAAAUGUAAUCAAUGGAAAUAAAAUUAUAGAAGAGAAAUAUGCUAAUGAAAAGGAAAUGUUAUUGAAAUCAAUAGAAGAGUGGAAGAAAGAUGAAAUGACCAGGCACACAGCUGAAUUAGAAGCUGUACGAAAUACAUUUAUGAAAGAGUUAAAAGAAGUAGAAAAAAAACAUCAAAAUUCAGAAAUAGCAUUAAAAGAAUUGCAAGAUAAAUAUGCUCAAGUUAGUCAAUUAUAUUUAGAAAAAAGUCAUUUUCAACAUUCAUCAUCUUUAGAAAGAGAACAAGAAGUGCAAGCAUUAAAAGAACAAUUUGAGUCUCAAUUGAACUUUGUUGAAUCUGAUCUUCAAAAAUAUUUGAAGAAACAAGAGAAAGAAUGGCAAAAGAAAAUGGAAAAACAGCUAUAUGAACGCAACUUAGAAAUAGAAAAGUUGAAUAGUGCGCUUCAAGAAAGCAUUGAACAGAUAAGGAAAGAACAGGAAAAGAAGGCUUCUAAUGAGAAGUAUUAUGUAAAGCAAAUACAGAAAUUAACAGACAUAUCAAAGGAACAAGAAAAGAAAUUGAAAGAAAUUUCUGAUAUGCAGAAUCAAUUACAACAACCAAAUAAAACUCCACCUCCACCUCCACCUCGAACUUAUAUAGUAAAUAAAUCUUCUCAAUCCCAAUCCCAUACUAGAGAAAGGAUGAAAUUUGUGGAAAAAAAGGCAAAGUCUGAGAGAGAUGCUUUGAUUGAAAAAUAUGAAAAAUUCAGUAAUAUACGAGAUUGUUAUGAAAAUGUCAUAAAUCACCUAGCAAAUGAUUCAUUAAAGGCUUUAGAAGAAAAGUCUCAGCAAGUAAAAUGUUUCCCAGAUAAAGAAAACUAUACUGAGAAGAGUGCGGUAUUGAAACAAAGCCCAAUAUUAAAAUCACAACAUUUUGUUUCUUCUUUGUUAUCCCCAAAAGCACACAAUUCUAGAAUAGAUUCUUUUGAUACGUCGCCAAAAUUUACUCAUCCAUAUAUAAAAACAUCCUCACCAAAGACAUCUUAUUCAUUUGCACCUGCUUAUGAUUCUUCUCCAAAACUAGAUCAUUCCAUAUUAAAAAAAUCUCACAUAGAAAAUCCAAAUAAAUCUCAGAGUCCUCUUGUUCAACACAUGCCUGUUAAAGGUCAAAUGCAGAAAGAAGACAGCAGUAAUAGUGAAAGCAUUGAGGAAGAAUAUUCUUCAAUAUUAAAAACUCUAAAAGAAGUGCAACCUGCCCCACGCAAAUCGUUAACUGAACCUAAACGAGUGUCUUUCGAAGAUGAAAAGACAUCCAGUGAAGAUUCAGAAUUAAGUGAUUCAUAUGUAGAAAGCUCAGAAAGUUCCGAAGCAGAGGAUGAUGAUGAUGAUGAUGAUGAUACGGGCAUAAAUCAAUAUCAGCCAAUUCGUGUAAAACCUCCUUCGGGUGAACGGGUGACAAAAUUAACACAGUCAAUUGAAAAUCAAUUGAUGGGAAGGAAUUCCAAACCUCCACCUGGUGCUAUUGAUGUUACACCAAAAGGAAUUUUUGCAAGUCAGAUAGCUUCUGAUCAAGAAAAAUUUGAUGAUGAUAUUUCUCUAUCAUCACCAGAAAAAGAAUUUAAAACUUUUGAAACACAAAUACAAACUUACAAAACUGAUAUUACAUCAAAAGUAUUGAAUUCAAAUGCAUGGAGUACUUCAAAAAAAGAUGAAUCUGAGAUUCAAGGAUCGACAUCGACAAAAAAAGGAACAUCAUCUUGGGACAGUGAAGACGAUCUUAGUAUAGAAGAAAUCCAAUAAUUUUUGUUUUUAAUCUUGUUAUACUAUCGUUAUAUUAUUAAGUUUCUAGUAAUUAAUUAGUUGAUUUGUUAUAUCGCUAUUUAUACAUAAAACCAUGUCACAGGGCUUGUCUUCCACAGACUGCAUUUUUGUAUGAAAUAUAUGAUAUUGAUCUACUGUUUAAAAUGUAGAAUAUUCUAACAUUAUUUAUUGUCCUUUAAAUGACUUUUAUUAUUUAUGAAUUUUGUACAAAUGGAGACAGCAUUGAAACUAUUCUGCCAUAUUUUAAUCAAAAUAGAAGUGCCAUUACAUAUUUUAAAAUGGGUACUUUUUGAUCUGUUUUUAAAUUGUGCCUGAUAAAAUUGUUGUUAAUCACCGUCCCAUUGUCACUUUUACAAUUUUACAUACAAAUUGUACUUAAUGCACAUUUUUAAAAUUAUGCAGCUAUUUUUUGAAGUUGAAAUGUUAUAAUUUGUUGUUUAUAUUUAUUAUCAAUUGUAUUAUUCAAAUAAAAUUUUUACUGUUAGUACUUUUAUACAUUUUAUAUCAUUAGUUAGUCAUUAGUGAGAGAUAAACUUAAUGCAUUUUUUUAUUAAAAUGCAAGACAAUCAUGUUUUAUACAGUAUUUCAUGUAAAAGACCAAAAACCAUUUUUUUAUGAGUAGUAAUUGAUUUUUCUCCACAUUCACCAGUCAAAAAAGAAAAAAAAUCAUGUACAAAAUUUUAUAUUUUUCUUGGCA
Messenger RNA from Centruroides sculpturatus (bark scorpion), 3200 nucleotides. RefSeq names its product zinc finger protein DZIP1L-like. Bases 23 to 2482 code for a protein of 819 amino acids. Gene Ontology annotation, cellular component: cytoplasm; ciliary basal body. The transcript has 21 exons. The record is from RefSeq and is a predicted model, not a curated record. NCBI's taxonomy places the organism in Eukaryota, Metazoa, Arthropoda, Arachnida, Scorpiones, Buthidae. Gene Ontology annotation, biological process: cilium assembly.